This is a messenger RNA of Suillus fuscotomentosus, 1168 nucleotides long. RefSeq lists its product as uncharacterized. The record is from RefSeq and is a predicted model, not a curated record. The coding region runs from base 240 to 941 and encodes 233 amino acids. The transcript is spliced from 3 exons. Lineage: Eukaryota; Fungi; Basidiomycota; Agaricomycetes; Boletales; Suillaceae.
UCUGCCGGAAUGUCCAGCUUGGUGCGACGUUACGGUCAGAUUGCGGGUCCUCGCUCGGAUCGGCAGUAUUUCUUUAUCCAACCCCUUUUGAUCUUCAAAUCGCAGUUGGUCGAGACGCUAUGAUCAACCCAACCAAACAACUUUCUCCCUAUAUAUAAUGUACAGUGUUCGAACGACCCAUUUCAAUUCAACCACAGCCAACAAACCAACAAAUCAUCUCUCCUGUUGAAUAUACAAUCAUGGUUUUCUACGCAUAUGUCAAACAGAUUACGGACAACUGGAGCGCUCGAUACGUGAUUACCUUUGCUAGCCGCGAAGUUGCGGAUGAGUGGUGGCGUGCCGUGUCCACUUCCGCCGUCACUAGUUUCGUGACUAGUGUUCAGCGUGUCGACGCCCAGUUCUACACCCAUAACAUUCUCGUGGCAAACUCCGUCGACUCCCUCACCACAGCUGGGGUUGCGACCCAAUUCCUCGGCAAGGUGUUUUUCACCUUGCUGAAUGACCUAGGUGGUCGCGGCUUGAGCAUUAUCCCGCAGCUUGAAUAUUUCGCGGACCAUAUCAGCGGAAACUCUUUCUUCAUUCGCUCUAAAGUCGCUCCUUACGACUAUUGGUACUGUCCCCCAUCGUCUAACGCGACGAAUGCGGUCUAUGUUUCGCGCACCGAACGCACUCGCUUCACCAUUAGUCGCACCGGCAGUGGUACUGCAGGGACCGUCAUGAUUGGCUCUGACAAUAUCGUUAUCACGUUGACCACCGUUGAUCUAUCCGUCAACGUCAAUGUCACCACCGGUCAGGUGAUCCUCUCACUUGCUCCUCUGACAGGGUUGACUUUCAGUACCCUUUUAACCAACUUCACCGUUGGGCCUUCCUUGUCUGUGGACGGUGACACCGUGAAGGAGCUCCUCUACACGGAGAAAGGGGAACAGUGGGAACUCGUUUGAAUGGAUAUCAUUUGAUCCAAAGGUUGUCUUGUACUAGUACUGCUAUAGUCUCCCCGUUAUGCAUUUAUGAAGGAAGGAAGGUAUCUGUUCUCGUACUGUUAGUAACGCUAGGAAGCAAUCAUAUUGUUUGUUCAACGCCUGCAAUCAACGGUAUGGCUUUGAGAUGCAUAAAUCCUUUUAGCAUCAACAGGUCUCUCUACCAGCCCACGACAAGAGUGUUUAGAGUU